CGGCCCGCCCCUCCUUCCUGGAGCCACAGCUGAAGCGGCGGCGGCAGCGGUGGCGGCCCGGCGGGGGGCGGCGAGUGGCCCGCGCGACACGCGCCGUCCCGGACCCUAUGCGGUGAUUCGCGCGGCGCAGGCGCCUCCUGCCCCGCCGGCGGGGCCCGGGUUUACCGCGGCGGGAUGUUCUCCCGAAGGAGCCAUGGAGAUGUGAAGAAGUCCACCCAGAAGGUGCUGGACCCCAAGAAGGACGUGCUGACGCGCCUGAAGCACCUGCGGGCGCUGCUGGAUAAUGUGGAUGCAAGUGAUCUUAAGCAGUUUUUUGAGACCAACUAUUCUCAGAUAUAUUUCAUCUUCUAUGAAAAUUUUAUAACACUGGAAAAUAGUUUGAAAUUGAAAGGGAAUAAGUCACAAAGGGAGGAGCUGGACUCCAUCCUCUUUCUUUUUGAAAAAAUACUGCAGUUUCUACCUGAACGAAUUUUCUUUCGAUGGCAUUACCAGAGUAUAGGCUCAACUUUAAAGAAGCUUCUACACACUGGAAAUUCUGCUAAGAUAAGAUGUGAAGGAAUCAGGCUAUUUCUUCUGUGGCUUCAGGCACUUCAGACAAACUGUGCAGAAGAGCAGGUGCUGAUUUUUGCUUGCCUCGUGCCUGGUUUCCCAGCGAUCAUGUCAUCCAGAGGGCCCUGUACGCUGGAGACACUCAUCAAUCCUAGCCCUAGUGUGGCUGAUGCGAAGAUAUAUCCAGAAGAAAUCACUCCACUCCUACCAGCCGUAUCAGGGGAAAAGAUCGCUGAGGACCAAACAUGCUUUUUUCUUCAAAUACUAUUGAAAUAUAUGGUUAUUCAGGCUGCAAGCUUGGAGUGGAAGAAUAAGGAGAAUCAAGAUACUGGUUUUAAAUUUCUUCUUACAUUGUUUCGAAAGUAUUAUCUUCCUCAUUUAUUUCCAUCAUUUACUAAGUUAACAAAUAUCUACAAACCUGUACUUGACAUCCCCCAUUUGAGACCAAAGCCAGUGUACAUUACUACAGCUCGAGACAAUGAAAACAUUUACAGUACAAAAAUUCCAUACAUGGCAGCUCGCGUUGUUUUUAUUAAAUGGAUUGUAACUUUCUUUUUGGAAAAAAAGUAUCUAACUACAACCCAAAACACUAAAAAUGCAGUUGAUGUACUGCCCAAAAUCAUACAGACUGUUGGUGGUGGUGUGGGGCAAGAGAGGGUGCCAGCGGAGCUGGAUGGCGGCGGGCCUGCAGAGCAGGACAAAAACCAUUCCAACAGCAGCACCUUGUCCGACCGAAGACUCAGCAACUCCAGCCUUUGUAGCAUUGAAGAAGAGCACCGCACUGUGUAUGAAAUGGUGCAGCGGAUUCUCUUGUCAACACGAGGUUAUGUCAACUUUGUGAAUGAAGUCUUUCGUCAGGCAUUUUUGUUGCCUUCCUGUGACAUAGCUGUAACAAGGAAGGUAGUUCAAGUGUACAGAAAGUGGAUCCUCCAGGACAAACCUGUGUUCAUGGAAGAACCAGAUAAGAAAGAAGCUGCCCAAGAAGAUGCUGAAAAAUUAGGAUUUUCAGAGACUGACAGCAAAGAGACCUCAUCUGAAGGUUCUCGUCAUAAGCGAUCUUCUAGUUGGGGACGAACAUACUCCUUCACAAGUGCAGUGAGCAGAGGAUGUGUGACAGAAGAGGAAAAUAAGAACGUGAAAGCCGGGGUCCAGGCUAUGCUGCAGGUAUUUUUGACAAAUGCAGCAAACGUCUUUUUGCUGGAACCAUGUCCUGAAGUUCCCAUGCUCUUGAAAGAACAAGUUGAUGCCUGUAAAGCUGUUUUGAUUAUUUUUAGGCGCAUGAUAAUGGAACUUACAAUGAAUAAAAAGACAUGGGAACAGAUGUUGCAAAUACUACUCAGGAUAACAGAAGCUGUCAUGCAGAAGCCAAAGGAUAAACAAAUAAAAGACUUGUUUGCCCAGAGCUUGGCAGGGUUACUGUUUAGGACGCUCAUGGUGGCGUGGAUCCGAGCAAACCUCUGUGUGUACAUUUCCCGAGAGCUCUGGGAUGACUUCCUUGGCGUGCUGUCCUCCCUCACGGAAUGGGAAGAACUCAUAAAUGAGUGGGCCAACAUCAUGGACUCCUUGACAGCAGUGCUCGCGAAAACGGUUUACGGAGUUGAGAUGACAAACCUACCUCUGGACAAAUUAAGUGAACAAAAGGAAAAGAAGCAGCGAGGCAAAGGCUGUGUUCUAGAUUCUCAGAAAGGAACCACUGUGGGGAGAUCCUUUUCUCUCAGCUGGCGGAGCCACCCAGAUGUGACCGAGCCAAUGAGAUCUAGGAGUGCCACCACAUCUGGGGCACCAGGAGUUGAGAAAGCAAGAAAUAUCGUUCGCCAGAAAGCAACGGCCAAGCGAAGCCAGUCUAUCAGCAACUGUGUCCACCUUUCUGAGGCUUUGCCUGCCACUAAAAGCGUCCCGCUCCUCCUUCACACCGUGAGCGCUCUCUUACCUGGUCUCUCUCACUCCUCUUGCUCUCACAGGCUGUCAGAAGUGGAAGAAUGUCAGCAGUCAGAAAAUGCACCUGCCGCCGAAUCUGGCUGCCUGGUGGCAGAGCAGCCGCACAUCAUGCGGAGUAGCAGCACGCCUGACGUCAUGGAGCCACCGUGCUCAGACUCUCCACAGGGUCAAAAGGUAGAAAAUGUACAGACUUUGAGUUCUUCAGAGUCCAAGCCUGUUCAAGAAAACAAAGGACAUGUGAAGAAAGAACAUGAAGGAGUAACAAUCUUAGUUCGAAGAAGCAGCAGCCCUGCUGAAUUGGAUUUAAAAGAUGAUUUGCAGCAGAUGCAAGGAAAAUGUAAGGAAACACAGAAGAGUGAAGGUAUCAGCAGUGACACAGCUCUGGGCUAUAACAAUGAGGUAGAGCUGUCCAUGAGCCCAUGGCCAACCUGUGAGGAAGACCCAGAACUGAACACUCCCACAGAUGGUGUGACUGACUCCGAUGCCCGCCAUUGGUUACAACUUAGUCCCACCGAUGCUUCGAACUUAACAGAUAGCAGUGAGUGCCUUGCCGAUGACUGUAGUAUAAUUGCUGGAGGGAACCUCACUGGUUGGCACCCAGACUCUGCUGCUGUGUUAUGGCGAAGAAUCUUGGGAAUCCUCGGGGAUGUGAAUAAUAUCCAGUCACCCAAGAUUCACGCCAAAGUGUUUGGCUAUCUCUAUGAACUCUGGUACAAACUAGCAAAGAUACGGGAUAAUCUGGCAAUAAGCCUGGAUAACCAGUCUUCUCCGUCUCCACCGGUCCUGAUCCCACCACUCAGAAUGUUUGCAUCAUGGCUAUUUAAGGCGACAGCGUUGCCAAAUGAAUAUAAGGAAGGCAAACUACAAGCCUACAGACUGAUCUGUGCCAUGAUGACCAGACGCCAGGAUGUUUUGCCAAACUCGGACUUCCUGGUGCAUUUUUACCUUGUGAUGCACCUGGGAUUAACCAGCGAGGAUCAGGAUAUCUUAAACACCAUUAUAAGGCACUGUCCACCCCGCUUCUUCUCCCUGGGUUUGCCUGGCUUCUCAAUGCUGGUGGGGGACUUCAUCACGGCCGCUGCCAGGGUCCUCAGUACAGACACGCCGGCGACACCUCAUUCAGAAGCUCUCACCAUUCUCGGUUCUCUUGUCUGCUUUCCAAAUACCUACCGGGACAUCCCUUUACUGCAGUCUGUGCCAGAAGUCAAGAAAGUCAUCACAGGAACUGAAGAUGUCAAGCAUUACCUCAUAAAUAUUUUACUGAAGAAUGCCACAGAGGAACCAAAUGAAUGUGCAAGAUGCAUUGCCAUUUGCUCCCUCGGGGUCUGGAUAUGCGAAGAACUGGCACAGUGUACAAGCCAUCCUCAGCUGAAAGAGGCCAUCAAUGUGAUAGGCGUCACUUUGAAGUUUUCUAACAAAAUCGUGGCUCAAGUGGCCUGUGAUGUUCUUCAGUUGCUGGUUUCCUACUGGGAAAAGCUUCAGAUGUUUGAAACCUCUCUGCCUCGGAAAAUUGCAGAAAUCCUUGUGGCCACAAUUGCUUUUCUUUUACCAAGUGCAGAGUACUCCUCAGUGGAAACAGAUAAAAAGUUUAUUGUGUCCUUGCUACUCUGCCUCUUGGACUGGUGCAUGGCAUUGCCAGUGAGCACCCUUCUCCGCCCAGUGUCCACGGCAGCCCUGGAGGGGCAGCACUCAUCCAGAGCCCCUUUGCUGGACUAUAUCUAUAGGGUUCUGCACUGCUGUGUUUGUGGCUCAAGCACAUACACCCAACAGAGUCACUACACACUGACCCUGGCCGACCUGUCCUCCCCGGAUUAUGAUCCUUUCCUGCCACUGGCAAAUGUGAAGAAUUCGGAGCCAGUCCAGUAUCAUUCAUCAGCAGAUUUGGGCAACCUGCUCACAGUUGAAGAGGAGCGGAAGAGGAGGAGUUUGGAGCUGAUCCCUCUGACCGCCCGCAUGGUGAUGGCCCACCUGGUGAACCACCUGGGUCACUUCCCGCUGCGUGGGGGCCCCGCCGUGCUGCACAGCCUGGUCAGCGAGAACCAUGACAACGUGCACGCCGAGGCCCCAGAACUGUCCUCCGAGGUGUUCCGGAGCCCAAACCUGCAGCUGUUUGUGCUGAAUGACAGCACCCUCAUCUCCUACCUUCAAACGCCCUCGGAAGGGCCAGCAGGCGCCUCGCGGGGAGGUACCCUGUCAGACGUCAGAGUCAUUGUGCGGGAUAUCUCAGGGAAGUACUCUUGGGAUGGGAAGGUUUUGUAUGGACCAUUGGAAGGCUGCUUAGCACCCAGUGGCAGAAAUCCUGCAUUUCUGAUUUCAGGCUGGCAACCUCAAGCUUUGGGAGCUCAGAAAGAUUUUUCUCAAAGUGAGGAGGGAGAUGAUGUCCUCGACAAAUUACUUGAAAACAUUGGCCAUACAAGUCCUGAAUGCCUUUUACCAUCACAGCUAAAUCUAAAUGAGCCCUCCCCACCCCCGCGGGGAAUGAACCAUGACCAGGAGAGGGAAAUCAUCGAGGUCAUUUUGCGCCAGAAUGCCCAAGAAGACGACUACAUCCAGAGGUGUAACUCUGACUCGGCCAUGAGAGUCACCAGCCAGGAGCAGCCCUCACCAGUAGAGCCACGAGGACCCUUUUAUUUCUGCAGGUUGUUGCUCGAUGACCUGGGGAUGAAUUCUUGGGACAGAAGAAAAAAUUUCCAUCUGUUGAAGAAAAAUUCAAAACUGUUGAGAGAGCUAAAAAAUCUGGACUCCCGUCAGUGCCGUGAAACGCACAAGAUUGCAGUGUUUUACAUUGCUGAAGGUCAAGAAGACAAGUGUUCAAUCCUCUCCAAUGAAAGAGGAAGCCAAGCAUAUGAAGACUUUGUUGCCGGACUUGGAUGGGAGGUGGAUCUCUCAACCCACUGUGGGUUCAUGGGUGGACUUCAACGCAAUGGCAGCACGGGGCAGACCGCUCCUUACUAUGCUACCUCGACUGUGGAAGUCAUUUUCCACGUUUCAACUCGCAUGCCAUCAGACUCAGAUGAUUCACUCACCAAAAAGCUCCGUCACUUGGGGAAUGACGAGGUCCACAUCGUCUGGUCUGAACACUCCAGGGACUACCGCAGGGGCAUUAUCCCGACCGCCUUCGGAGACGUUUCAAUCAUUAUUUACCCAGUGAAGAAUCACAUGUUCUUUAUCGCGAUCACGAAGAAACCCGAGGUUCCAUUUUUUGGGCCUCUGUUUGAUGGAGCCAUAGUGAGUGGAAAGCUACUGCCAAGCCUUAUAUGUGCCACAUGCAUCAAUGCCAGUAGGGCCGUGAAGUGCCUCAUCCCGCUGUACCAGAGCUUGUAUCUUUUUGCUUUGAGUGUAACCUAUUAGCCGUCCCAGAAUCCUGAUUCCGGGCAGUUUGUCAUGAGAGCUGAUGGAUCGGAGGGGGCACUUGGCAUCCAAAGGGCAGUCUGGGACAGCGGUGGAUAACGUGCAGAGAAGCACAGGAUGGUCAAAGGCACACAGAAGAGGAGGGCCAUUGGUCCAUUACUGCCGCGCUUGGUGACAGCUCUGCAGAAUAUCACAGAUGGAGAGAAUGAAGCUCCAGGAAGCACGGGGCUUAGCCACGGCCCCACAGCCAGGGCAGGGCCAGGAUGGGAGCCCCGGCCAACCCUGACUCUGAGCCCCCCCUGCACCCUACUGUUUCUCAGGAGUCCACACUUUUGACCUGAGAACAGGAAGCCAUCAAAAUUACACAGCUUUGAGAAAGUGAAGCGAUUCAAUUACAUUUUAGCCUAUCCUAUCAUUAUUCUUACCAAGAGGAUCUUAGCCCUUAAACCUCGAUUUUAUGAAAUAAAGAUGAAAGCAAAAGUGUUGUAAACUGCAAUGGAAAGGAUUCCAUUUUGAUACCACAUGCCCGUCACUUAUACCUAAAUACACGUGGCUUCCAAAUUAAACAACAGUGAAAACAUCCAGUAUAAAUAUUCUCAAUAUCAUAUCUCACGACAGAGUCUAACUCAAAACAAGGACCUGAUGGGUGUGACUCCUUGUGCUUUUGCCUUGAUGAAUAUUUGAGAGCAUAGUUCCAUCAUGGUGAUGUUUCUGAUCUUGCAAGACACUGAUUUGUAUAUGUUGAAUCUGUUUAUAUUCUACAUCUUUCAAAAAUGGAUUUGAAGAAACUUACGGUAAAGGACAUGUGUACUGAGAAAAUCAAAGCCAAGGAAAUACAGAUCAGGCAUAACGACAUGGGGCAUCCCAAUGGGGGCCACAGGACAGAAGCAGGGGGUCCCCAUUAACUACUGCCGACCUCUGAGCUACGCUAUAAUACAUAGCUACCCUGUGUUCUCUGGAUACCCUUGUUCCAAAGUUCUCAAUUACUGUUAAUGAGCUUAUAUUAUGCCUAAACUGGAAAAUAUAACAGAUCAUUCUAAAGAGGUAUAGCCUUCAUUUCAAAAUUUUAAGUUCCAGAGAACAACAAAUAUUCAUAGCAAAUUUUUAAUAUCAAAAUAAGUUUCUAUUUUACCUGUGAGUCUACAAAAUUUCUUUUGAGUGUGUAUACAAGUCCAUGUGCACAAAGGCUAAUUAGGAGCCUCUGCCCCCCCAAAAAAGUUAAGGGUUUGACGUAGCUGAAAAAGUAAAAAUUUAAUUAGCAAUAAGAGGGGAAAAAAUCAUUUAAAAAAUCAUCUUAAUGCCCACGUUUUCUGGAUAGCUGCUUCUGCUAAGCCUUUUAGUUUAAAAAGCCCAAGUACCUGACAUUCUGCAUCUCUGUUUUUCUGCAAAGAUAAAAGGAAUCUUGAGAGUCUCAUUCUCAAUAAUGCACUUAAUAUGUGACAAAAAGGUUUCUGUCCCAUUCAUUUCCAUGGCCAGGCAUUUUCAUAUUCUUGCCCCACUGUCAUUUCAUGCUUAACCCUUUGUAGCCCCAUACCGCUUUCCUCGGCCUCUUUCCAGAGGCCUGGGUCGUGGGAUUGAAUGAUCUCAGAGGCGUUUUUGUGUAUUGGAUACUUCCACUCACGUUGGUCUUCUUGUUACCAUGUUGCAGGACUUGUUGCCCUGAUAAUCCAGCUCUCCUCACAGGCUUGUUUACUUGUGAUCACUAUGUAAUCAUUCAUUUUAUGGAGCCUCAUUAAGGACUGCAAACCUCUGUCCCAAUUUAGCGUCAUUCGAGCGUAGGUAGCAUCCAUCUGCUCCACCCGCACUGUUUAAUUAAUGAACUUGGUAAUGUGUUCUUUGCCUGUGAAAAGCGCUCCGUCUUCUCAGGUUGUUGAAUGGGACUUGCAUUCCAGGUUUUCCUUGUUGAGAUUCUAGAAAGCCCGCCCGGGUAGGUGCUAAUUAUGGACUCAACAAACUUCUGUUAAGUCUUAACUUGAAAGCAAAUUUACUUUUUCCUUCAUUAUAUAUUCACAAGCCCAAAGUCAGAUCCCUUCCUAAGCAAGUGAAUUAUUAAUCAGUUUUUAUAAUUUUCUCUUAGGUGAGAGUCAAAAUUCAAAUUGUUGAAUCACUAUGUUGUACACCUGAAAAUAAUGUAACACUGUAUGUUAACUGUACAGGAAUUUAAAUAAAAUGAAAUGAAAAAAAAAUUCAGAUUUUUAAAAAGCUACGUUUCCUUUCAAUGCAGUGAAUAUAUACCUGUUAGUUUGAGCUUUUCCUUUCUGAAAUUAAAGUUCUAGAAAUGCUUGAAUGUCAGAAAUAAAAUGUCAUUACUGUUUUCCAGUAUCUCCUUUAUGGAAUUGCCCAAGAAAUUUUAUAGCAUAGGUUUUAUUAAAAGUAAUGGAAUAACAAUUGAGUUUGUUUCUUCUGGGAAAAUGGUAACACUCAAGAAACAUAUUUUUAAAACUUCCAUUAUUUGUUUAAUUUUUAGUGUGUUGUAAAAUUCUGUCUGGACAUAGAGGUGGUUUGUUAUUAUCUAUUCAAAGACCUGACAAAUUUGAUAUUUUAUGACACAUGGUGUAAAACUAGCCAUGUUCAUUCAAAAAAUCUAUUACAAACUAAGAUCGUCUGCUUAACGCUGAUUUUAAAAAAUAAUACCCAUGGUUCAUGCCUUUUUUUAAAGACUAUUUAAUAUUGGAGGUUAAACUCCACUCUACCCAGUCGGCUGCUCUCAAGUCAUAGAAUUUCUUUCUACCCUAACACAGAAUAGAGUCCCACAUUCAGCUUGUAUUUCUUCAUCACAAUAUUAACUCUUAUUCCUAUAAUGGUAAAAUAUAUAUUUUUAUAUAUAUUUACCUAUAAUGGUAAAAUAUAUAUAUAUGUGUCUGAAUAUUCAUUUCUUCAAAAACUAUUUUUACCUACCCCAUCAGAAUUGGAGAGAAACUGUAUUUGUGUUCCCAUUUAACAAUUAUAAAGUUAAUAGAUUUGAAAAUCAAUAUUAUAGUUAUUCCAAACUAAGUACCCCAUGCACAGUAAGCAUAAAAACAAAAAGGAUUGGGGCGCCUGGGUGGCUCAGUCGUUAAGCGUCUGCCUUCGGCUCAGGUCAUGAUCCCAGGGUCCUGGGAUCGAGCCCCACAUCGGGCUCGCUGCUCCACGGGAAGCCUGCUUCUCCCUCUCCCACUCCCCCUGCUUGUGUUCCCUCUCUCACUGUGUCUCUCUGUCAAAUAAAUAAAAUCUUUAAAAAAAAAAAAGGAUUAAGAGAAGAAUAAUUGUGCAAAAGGCAGCUAGAAUGCUGCCACAGUGUGCUCAUGUGUGGGAUUGGGACCUUUAGAAGAGCACCACCCUUUACUCUCCCUCCCUGAACCUCUGCUGAGCAGAAUGUUGUCUGUAGUCGGGGACCGGGCACCCUCCUUGGAGACACCAUUGAUAAGGGGCAGGGAUCCUCUGACUCUGUUGAUGUGGCCUGAUCGGGAACUGUCCCACCCCAUCCCCUCUAGAAGUGCUCUGAAAGCAGCUUUUUUUUUUUCCUUUUUUAAGAUUUUAUUUAUCUAUUUGACAGAGAGAGAGAGCACAAGCAGGGGGAGUGGCAGGUAGAAGGAGAGGGAGAAGCAGGUUCUCUACUGAGCAGGGAACCUGAGGCAGGGCUUGAUCCCAGGACCCUGGCAGACACUUAACCAACUGAGCCACCCACGCGCCCCUGAAAAAAGCUUUAUGUUGAUGAAAAAUGAGAGACAAUUGUGGGAUGAGCUCCCCACUCCUUGCUUUAAAUUGGCUUGAAGUAAAUGAAAUUGCUGAUAUAUGACUAUUUGGUGCCUAUCCAAAAACGCAUUUUCAUGUAGUUCAGCCUAAUUUUUUGGAUUCUCAAAAUGUGUAUUAUAUAUGAGUAUGAACUCCAUUAACUGUGCACGGCGGUUUUCGACGGGCGGGGGGUGCAGGCUGUGAGAAGGCUUUAACUGCCAAACAGGACAUCUGCCAGAGCCCAGGGCUGCAUCUGGGAGGCCGCUCGUUCCAUGGAAGCCCCGAGUGUCGACGUUGCCGUUUCUUGAACCAUUUUGGUCUCUCUCUGAGACCAUCCUUUUCCUUUCGCCUUAUAUUUGCGUAGCUGUUUUCUCUGGGCAUUGUGCCCAACGGGUGUUAUUUUAUUAUUCUUAUUAUAUGGAGUGUCUCCAACCCUGUUUUGUGAUAAGGGCUUUAAAAAUCAAUUCCAGAAAAAGGUUUAUAACCUGCCACCAUAUGUGUUUAAUGUAAAAUUAGUUUAGAAUUUUUUAUUUCUCUAAAUGGUUCUCACUUGUUUCUCCUCAAAAUGGAGAAAUUGUAAAGAAACAAAAAUCUCAAAUUUUGUUGUUUUGUAGCUCUCUAUUUUUACCUGUGUACUCCUGCUAACUAGAUACUUACACAUCCAUGCAACAGUCAGAGGAGCUCACGGGUUUGAUUUCUGUUAUGAACAUGCAGUUAAAUAAGAAUGUAAAAUUUUACUGACCACAGCUCUUGUUGAAGGGAGGGAAAGGUCCUUCAGCAGGAGAAAUACUUUUGGCUCUAAGAAGAAAAUAGACUCCACUCAUAAAUCCACUCAUUAAAAAUCUUUUUUUUCCCCCAAAACAGAUGUAAAUUGUUCAGGGCUGGUAGGCUCCAUUAGUUUCAGCUGUGUCAUGAUUUCAGCUUUUCAGAAGAUGCCUACAAAUUCAGACCUUCUUAUGGCGUCUUUCAAAGCCGUUGCUGGAUUUUGCCAGUUUUUCUUUUCAAGAGUAUACUUCUUACGGACUGGUUCUAAGAAUGGUAAAGGCAUUGGACAAACUGAUAAAAUCUACUUAUAAUUAAAAUCCCACUGAAAUGUGAGUCUUAAACACCUGUUUGAUAGUUCAAGGUGAUGGAAGUGUUUUCGGUGCUGUGUAAGGGAGGCUCCGUUGAGAGGUUCUUCGCACACAUCCCCACCACGUAGCCCUGCUGGGCAAGAGGGAUUGGUGGUUGGUCUUUUUUGCUUUUGGUUUUUAAAACAAGCUUUUUUCAGGAGCAGCCCUUUCUGGGAGAUGUGGACUAGUCAGGGCCAUGAGCUGAACCAAAGCCAGGAUUAGGUUAAAGGCUCCCCUGAACUUCUGAUUCUAGCGGCAGAGCAAAUGUCAGGCAGUGGCCCUCCUACCCAGAACCAGCCUCUGAACAGUGUGUUUGUCCUGUCAUCUGCCCUUCUGCCAUCCUGACUUCAGCCCUUUGGAUAACAGACUUCUCUGUCUUCAUGAACCUCCUUUCGAAACUCAAACACCCCUGGGACAGCCAGAAAUCAUUACAUUAGAGCUUCUCACAUUGGGAAACCAGGCGAUGAGCCAGUUGGGUCCCAUGAGAAGCAGAACUCAUCUUUGCAGAUCAGCAGCAGUACUGGGUGUUAAAUCAUUUACAACAUUUUUUAUUAACAUAAACAUACACCAGGAAUUUGCGUUGUUUUUAAGAUAAGAAAUCGAACACAUUUCUUGCUUGCAGGUCCCUCCGGCCCGGCUUCCGGACCCCUGAAGGUCCUCCCUUCCCAUUCUGUGCCCCUGUGCAAAGGGGGAGGACUCCAGGGGAAAUGUUUGUGUCGCACUGUCCUCAGCCCUGGUUCUCAACCCUAGCAUCCCAUGGGGAAGUGCAGUACAGACUGAUGCCCAGGACCUGCUCCAUAGAUUCUGGUGACUUGGUUUGGAGUCCGGCUUCAUCGGUGCGGAUUAAUCGCCGGAUUAUUCUCACAUGCAGCCAGGAAUGAGCGCUGCUGCCAUGAGGCAUUAGCAGCCCCCUUAGCAGGGAUUCAUGGAUGCCCAAGGCCUAGGAGGAAAGGCUUGCUGCUGCUUUGUGGGAGGUGGGGUCAGGAACCUCCAUGGUUUCUUUCCAAGCCAGAAAUGGCAGGUAGUGGCAAACAUCUAUCUAGGGCUUAGCUUGUGCUGGGCACCGUACUAAGCAAUUUGUGUAGGAUCACUGUUUUCCCCCUUAACCCGCGAGGAGUCUGAGGCUCAAAGAGGUGGACUGACUUCCUCAUGAGCACACAGCUGGUGAGUGGGGAUGGGGAGAUUGGAGCACCAGCAGUCUGACCACAGAGCCUGGAUUCCACCCGCAAGAAUGUUGCGUGAGACGAGGAGCAGCCGGGCAGGUGGGAGCAAGUGGGGGACUCUGGGAUGCUGGCUGGAAACUGUGAAAGACAAACAGCACCAACUUCACAAUGAGGGCACCUGUUAUGGGACACCCAAGGCUCAAGAGGGACCCAGAGGUACAAGGAGAGGAAAGUGGAGAUCGGGAGGCAUCUGCAGACACCAUUUCAUAGCCCUCACCACCCCCCCCAAACAACUCAGUGUCAGAAGAGUCAAUGCUUGGAUUAUCUCCAUUCCAAGACAUCUGUUCACCAGAGAACCAUCCCCCCCAUUUCUACCCCAAAACGUGCUGCUUCUGCAUCCUUCCUCAUCCAAGAAAUGAAUGUGACCCCCUUCAAAUGACAUCCCUAUACCACUGUAUUUUUAUAAACCCUUGUGAUAUUACCAUCUUACCUUUUUAGACCUUUGUGAGAUUGAUCAAAGGGUUAAAAGUAUAAAAACUAUGCAGCUUUAAAGAAAGUGUAGAUAUCAGUGCUAUUCUUUAAUCUAUAAUAAUGAAUGGUUUUAGUCAGAAUGCUUUAAAUGCAGCUAUUGUAAAAUCUCUGCCCUUGUAUCAGUGGUUAAGUAUCAUGGCUCAUUGAUAUAGCUUUAAAAAGUUCAAAGGCUAUGCUAGCAUAUCUUUGUCUCCUCCUCUUUUAACUGUAAAGAAAAAGAUGUCCUUGUUAUCAAGCCUUAGCAUUUAUGUGAAAAAUGAAAUUGGGUUCAGUUUGUGCAUAGAUUUUGAGAGAGAUUAAAGUGGACAUCACACAAUUUUUCUCCAUAAAAGCCUGCCUUUGAUGUGCUUUCUGCCUAUUCAUACGGAAGCUUCAGCCAUUGUUUUUGAGCUGCAAAAGAGCGUCUGCUUGUCACCAGCACAUUCUAAUACCUUUGUGCUGGAGCCUUGUUCAAGGUGGAUCUUAUAAUUCAGAGAUAAUGUUACUAGAGCCGUACAUUGUGACCAGACACCAGCCUGCCUCAGGAAGAUAAAUGCCAAGGCAAAGGCAAAGCGUUUAUCGAAAAUGAUCAGGAAGCAAAACUAAAACAUUUACUUCUGAAUGUCCGAUUGUAAUCUGUGCUCUUGAUACUCCAUCAGCAAUAUAACAGAAAGUUAUUCUUUGGUGUUUGCUUUGUUCUGGCACCGGGUUCUAAUUUGCUUUUGCUUUGGAGGUUUGACUGCAAAGGAAAUCAAUGAAGUGGUUACGUUACAGGGCUGAGAGUGCCUGAGUGCGUGCUCCUAGCUUGAAUCAGGCUAGGUUGAUGGAGGGCCAAGGGGAGGUGCCUCAGCGAACUGGAAGUUGAUGACAUUCUAGUAAAAUGUCUACUAGCCAGUCAUUUUUACAUGAGCCCCUGGGGUGUGUGUAACACAGCAACACAGCUUUAUGUGCAUUUAAUCGUAACUAGGGAGUGGGGUUGUUGUCCCAUUCUACAUGAGAGGAAACUGAGGCUCAGAAAGAAGUGCAGAUGGGGCACCCGCGUGGCUCACUCAGUUAAGUGUCUGCCUUCGGCUCAGGUCAUGAUCCCGGAGUCCUGGGAUCAAGCCCCACACCAGGCUCCUUGCUGAGCUGGGAGCCUGCUUCUCCCUCUCCCCCUAUUCCUCCCCCACUCGUUCUCUCUCUCUCUCUCAAAUAAAUAAAUAAAAUCUUAAAAAAAAGAAGUGCAGGGACUUGCCCAAGCACCGCGGCCAGUGAGUGGAGAGGCACUCACACUAGGCCAGUGCUCUCCCCCUGAGCGCUUGUUUUCUCAUGCCUUCCACCUCCGACUGCUCCAUCACUAAUUGCUACAAAUAUUCUCACACAGUACUUGUAAUUUGCAUAUCAACUAAAAUUUACCUUCCUAGCUAAAUUUAUUCGGAUGCUCUUCCUCAUCUCUGAAAAAAGGUAGGGUUCCCCCCCUCCCGUAAAUGAAAGUGAAAUUCAAUAGAAAUUUUUUCUUUGUUUGGCUUAUGUUCUUUUGGUACCUAGUAUGUACCUAAUAUCUAACUUUUUUGUUGUUGAGGUUUUUAUUAAUGCUUCCUCUGAAUUAAAAAAAAAAAAAAAUCCUAUUUUAAAUUAUCUCCCAAACAGCUAAGGCUAAAUUCCUAGGAAAAUAUUAUCUAAAUGACUGUUGAUACCUCUAUACGUUUGUUUUCCUUACACGUCUUCCACUCAAAGCUCUUCCAACACAUUCAAACUGUUUGGCCGUGUGUCCCACGCUGCCGGCCAGGGUGUCUAACUGUCGGGAACCUAAAGCACCCAUCGGAACAAGAAAGGAGGGCUCCUCCAGGGACCCCCUGUCGAUACUGGGGGGAAAAGAGCAAAGGAAGAAGAGGGCAAGGGGGCUCCCGUCUGCUGCUGUCCUGCCCGCCUGUCGCGUGAGGCCUGCAGGGAGCAGCUGUGGUGGGUGCGAGGGCGCCCCGCCUGCGCAUCUAACUCAGCCACUCUGUGCUCUUCCACCCAGGCUCACCUCCACCUGAGCCUUGGCCACCGUCCCCCGACCAGCAGCUCAGCAGCCGUCCUACCCCCCAUUCUUGUUUCCAUCUCUCUAUAAAAAUGGUGAUCAUAUGAAGAAGAAAAAGCAUAUUACAUAAGUUCAUGCCAAUAUAUUUAAAAGUCCUCCUGCAAAAGAAAAUUGCAAUAUGAAUUCUGAGUUAAAGUGAGACUGACUCUUCUGGCCGGUUUUCAAUUCAGUCUGCUUUUGUCUUUUUUGUUUUUUUUUUUUUGUUUUUUUGCAAGCGAGCAUUAACCCAUAUUAAAAUGAAGGCAAAACCACACUGUUCCGUUCCGAAGAAACAUUUGGCCACUAAAUGAAAGAAGAGCCAGGAUCCACGUAUAAAUUAUUCAGAAAUUUGGUAAAUAAACAUGCAAACUUCUCACUGAGGCUAUCGCGACUGCAUUAUGCAGUCCAAUAAAGAGAAUUUAAUUUAAUGGAUUUUCAGCAACAUUGUUCAGUGAUCAACAAAAGGCAUACUGUCCUUUAUGAAGAACUGAUUUUCCCUGGGCAUUCUGAAGAAAGUGGGUCCUCGUUAACCCUAGAAUGGCUAGCUAAUGUAAUUGAAGCGUGACCACCUGGCAGUGAGGUUGCCCGUCAGCUGCCAAGGAAGGCCCGGCCGGGAGGACCAGGUGCUCCGCUUGCGCCGUCUGAUUGUUACAGUGGAAUAAACAGCGUGAUUGCACAGUAUGGCCGGGGGCGAGAAUCCAAGACUGCUGCCAGCCAGAGAGCCUGCUUUCUUCCCUGGUCUUUGACGAGGCGGCCCGAGAGUGCUUCUAUUCAGAGCAGGUAACUCUGACAAAGCUCCGAUGCUGUCUGCUGCAAUUAGGAGGGGGAAAAAUCAGACCGGCCUGAGAACGAAGCAGCAGUGAGCCUCAAGUACCUGUUUCUGCAUCACACGAAGCCUUGGCGCUUUUAAUACAGGAUGUAAAGGAAAUCCGAGCAAAGGCACCUAAAUGUGGAGUGACCACUGUUGCUUAAAGCGUGUUGGCUUUAUGGCUGCUGCUUUUAAAGCAUCACACCAACUUGACACCCAGCGAUAAACUUCACUGAGGCCUGGAUCCCAUGGCAACCCAAAUCCUGUGGUUCUUUGGUUAUGUUUAAUAAAAUGCUGGGCCAUG
Mirounga angustirostris (Northern elephant seal) is the source of this 15490-nucleotide messenger RNA. It is a transcript of the gene RALGAPA2, whose product is annotated as Ral GTPase activating protein catalytic subunit alpha 2. Gene Ontology annotation, biological process: regulation of small GTPase mediated signal transduction; positive regulation of GTPase activity. NCBI's taxonomy places the organism in Eukaryota, Metazoa, Chordata, Mammalia, Carnivora, Phocidae. The record is from RefSeq and is a predicted model, not a curated record. Gene Ontology annotation, cellular component: nucleus; cytoplasm. The transcript has 39 exons. Gene Ontology annotation, molecular function: GTPase activator activity. The coding region runs from base 175 to 5838 and encodes 1887 amino acids.